AUGAGGCGGUCUACCCUCCUCUGUGGAGGAUUUACCAUGAAAUAUAAAAAAGGCACUGGUCUCUGGGAUGAAGAUCACGUAAAUGAUUAUAAAUCCAAUCGCUAUCUCACUGCCCGUGCCACUAUGCGUUGGUAUUAUGAAAUGGAAAGACAACAAACCCGUAAUAGUCUAAACGCACGGCGAAGUACACAAAGUCAUUAUAAUAAUAAUGGAUUACAUCAUAGUGGAAAAGGUCCCUUUGAAAGAGAAGCAGAAAGACAAGGAAUACAAGUAGAGAAAUAUCCAUUGACCACCACUACAGGAAUUACACGAGUAGCAGAAAUGGUAAUAUUAAGAAGAUUAGAAUUAGAAAAGAAAGCAGAAGAAGAAAUGGGAAAACAAAGAAAUCAAUUAAAAGAAAAGUAUACAACACCAACAGAAUGGUAUGAUGAGAAGAAAGGUCCAUUAAAUCCAGAGUUUCUACGAUGUAUGCAAUCGCAUUAUAAAGUAGAUAUCACAACUCUUCCAGAUACUCCACUUAUAAAGGCAGAGAACAAAUAA
Molecule: messenger RNA, 540 nt
Organism: Trypanosoma theileri
Lineage: Eukaryota; Euglenozoa; Kinetoplastea; Trypanosomatida; Trypanosomatidae
Exons: 1
Coding region: 1-540 (179 amino acids)
Source: RefSeq, a predicted model, not a curated record